AUGGAAUCAGUUGCAGCUGAAAGACUUAAUAAAUUAGGAAAAAAUCCAUCAAUAAUCUCGACACGUCAUGAUUUAAAACGCGAUGCAGCUGUAUUAAAAAAUAUGAUCGAUCGGGCAACUCCACAACCAUCAAGCGAUUCAUCAUCGGAUAGCGAUGCAUCAUCGGACAUGUCCAAUGCACAUAAGAAAACUGAUUUUAAAUCGUCAUUAUCGCAUUUGCAUGAAGAAUUUAAGAAGUCAUUUGUUGUUAAUCGUUUAAGUACAGAUCGACGAAAAUCAACUUCGGAAGAUAAGAAAAUGAAAAAUUUGAGUAAAGUUUAUCUGACUGCGCCGAAUUCCAAUCAAAAUCAAAUUAAAAAGUCUCCGUCCACACCUAUGGACAUGAGUAACAAAACUCAUCAUUAA
This is a messenger RNA of Adineta ricciae, 405 nucleotides long. The record is from the annotation of a GenBank genome assembly. NCBI's taxonomy places the organism in Eukaryota, Metazoa, Rotifera, Eurotatoria, Adinetida, Adinetidae.